Durusdinium trenchii is the source of this 741-nucleotide messenger RNA. The record is from the annotation of a GenBank genome assembly. NCBI's taxonomy places the organism in Eukaryota, Dinophyceae, Suessiales, Symbiodiniaceae.
AUGAAGGUACUGGAAGCUUCUCGUUCUAGGUUGGAGGCCAUUGCGUCUAGGUUGGAGGUUUGGGGAACAAAGGGAAAGGGCCAUGCUGUUACUGGACGUUUGGCACUGGAGGUACUGGAAGCCUGGCGACGUCAUUCAAACGGUUUUUGCAACGAGCCCUUCCUCAUCACUGACGAAAAUGUCCGUGAGGCUGUGCCAGAUCUACCAGAGGAGUACUUUCGUUUGCCUUAUCCGGCGGCCAAAUCGGACUUCAUUCGCUAUGCAGUUUUGCAUCACCAUGGUGGGGUGUAUAUCGAUUUCGAUAUGCUGACCAUACAAGAUGUUGACCAAAUUGUGAAAAAAGUGAAGAAGCUAGAUUUGGUUUCUUAUAGCGAUGGACAAGAUGGGAGUGACUGUAGAGGCUUUUCCUCCAACUUUUUGGGAGGUCGGAAAAACAGCAGUUUUCACCUUGCCGUGUGGGAAGCCCAAAAGGCUGCAGUUUCUCAGCAUUGCAACAUCUCCGAAAAGGGCCUUGAGAAAGUUUGCUGUUUUGACGACACCAAACAGGAAUGCCAUAUCCCGUGGGGAGGACUGGGUGAGCAGAUUUCUCACAAGGUCUUUGCCGCCUCACCACCAAAAUCUGCCUUCUGCUUCAGCGGCGAUGAAUCUUUCAACCCAGAUCGAUUUGAAUUUGUUUUGGAGCACAAGCAGAAAAUGGAGGACGAGGCACAAGCAUUUGCAACAUCGAAAAUCCUCCACUGA